Messenger RNA from Oryza sativa Japonica Group (Japanese rice), 3040 nucleotides. RefSeq names its product protein RDM16. Gene Ontology annotation, biological process: mRNA splicing, via spliceosome. The record is from RefSeq and is a predicted model, not a curated record. Gene Ontology annotation, cellular component: U4/U6 x U5 tri-snRNP complex. NCBI's taxonomy places the organism in Eukaryota, Viridiplantae, Streptophyta, Magnoliopsida, Poales, Poaceae.
CAGAUCCCAAUCUCGCUGGGCUUUUCGCCCCUCCCAAUCUCCCAUAGUAGCCACCUCGACGCAAACCCUAAUCCCAUCGUCUCCGCCUCUCCCUCUCCCUCCUCCCCGCCUCCAUGGAUCGCGACCGCUCCUCCCGCCGCCCCCGCGACGACGACGACCGCCACCACCGCUCCCGCGACGACCACCACCGCCGCCGCCACGACGCCGACGACGACCACCGCCGCCACAAGCGCGGCGGCGGCGGCGACGACGACGACGACCGCCGCCGCCGCCGCCACCACCGCGACGACGAGGAGGAGAGCCGCUCCCGCCGCCACGGCCACCAUCGCGACGGCGGGCGGCGGUCCCUCUCCCCGUCGGAGUCCCCCCCGCCGCCCGCCGCGAAGCGGGAGCGGUCGUCGAGCCGCGCUCCCAGGGACUCCGUGGAGCGCCGGGACUCGGCCGACCGAGAGGCACCGCCGCCUUCUUCGCGGAAGCGGAAGGGCCACGAGGGUGGUGGCAACGAGUCCGACCCGGAAGGGGGGAAGCGGGCGAGGGCUUCCGUGGAGCCGCCUCCGCCGAAGGAGGAGAGGCCGAGGCGGGAGCGACGGAGGUUUGAGGACGCCGAUGCGAAUGGGAAGCAUGGCGAUGAGAGGGGUAAGGGUGAUAAGGAUAACUCAAACCAUGGCGCUGUAAAUGGAGAUUCCCGGAGUGGUCUGGUGCCCAAUGCUGGUGCUCAGCAACCGCUCAAUGCUGCACCUGUUGUGGUGCCAUCAUCUGUUCCUAUGCCUUCAAAGGUAUCUUCGAUUACUACCACCAAUGAAAAUGAGGGAGUUAGUAUUAGAUCUGAUGAGGUUACUGGAAAAUCUAGUACAGAUGGAAGUACAAGUUCAGCCGCUGGCAAAAGUAGUAAUCUAUCUCUUGAUGCUUUAGCCAAAGCUAAAAAAGCAUUGCAACUGAAGAAGGAACUAUCAGAAAAACUCAAGAAGCUACCUGUGCUUAAUAAUAAACUUGGUGUUACUAGUACUGAUACACAAAUUCCUAAGAAAGAAACACAGCCUGUUUCUAGCUCUGGUGCAUCUGAAAUGGCUGUGGGUGCAGCUCUUACUGAGAAGAUGGCAGCUACAGCAGGUGCAGUUGGUAUUCCAGGCCUUGCUAACAUUCCCAAUUUGGAUGCUGUGAAGCGAGCACAGGAACUUGCUGCUAAGAUGGGAUUCAGACAGGAUCCACAAUUUGCGCCUCUCAUCAAUUUGUUUCCUGGUACAUCCUCUGAACUAACUGUGCCUCAAAAACCUGCGAAGGCACCUGUUCUCCGUCUUGAUGCUCAGGGUAGGGAAAUUGAUGAACAUGGGAAUGUUAUCAACAUGACCAAGCCAACCAAUUUGAGCACUCUAAAAGUUAACAUAAAUAAGCAAAAGAAGGAAGCUUUCCAAAUAAUCAAACCAGACUUGGAUUCCCUUGCAAAAUCAAGUGCACACUUUGAUGAAAGGAUGGGCAUCAACCAAAACAAGCUCCUCCGCCCUAGAAGGCCUGGAUUUCAGUUUAUUGAGGAGGGAAAACUUUCAAGGCAAGCUGAGCUGCAGAGAAUUAAGAAUCAAUUUGGUGAAGCACAAGCUAAAGAACUUAAAGUAAAACAAGCUCAACUUGCAAAGGCAAAGGCAGAAGUAGUCAUGAACCCGAACUUGAUUGAAGUUGCUCCUGGGAGGCCUCCAAAGCAAAAGCAGAAGGAAGAGAUUCCUGAAAUUGAGCCAUGGGAUGCAAAAAUUUUACCUUCUACAACAUACGACGAUUUCUCCAUGGAGAAGGUUAAUAUGGAAAAAAUCACUAUAUAUGUAGAGCAUCCAGAGCCACUGGAGCCACCAGCUGAGCCUGCACCACCACCGCCUCAGCCACUUAAGCUGACUAAGAAGGAGCAGAAGAAACUCAGAACACAAAGGCGCCUUGCUAAAGAGAAAGACAGGCAAGAAAUGAUCAGGCAAGGCCUCUUGGAGCCACCAAAGCCCAAGGUCAAGAUGAGCAAUCUUAUGAAAGUACUAGGAGCUGAAGCUACACAGGAUCCAACACGUAUGGAGUUGGAAAUACGGACUGCUGCUGCAGAGCGUGAGCAGGCUCAUGUAGAUCGCAACAUUGCUCGCAAGCUCACUCCAUCAGAGCGCCGUGAAAAGAAAGAGAGGAAGCUUUUUGAAGAUCCUAACACAUUGGAGACUAUAGUUUGUGUGUACAGAAUCAGAGACCUGUCACAUCCGCAGACACGUUUUAAGGUGGAUGUAAAUGCACAAGAGAACCGUCUUACUGGUGCUGCAGUCAUUGCGGAUGGGAUCAGUGUUGUUGUCGUUGAAGGAGGGAAGAAGUCAAUCAAAAGGUACAAUAAGCUGAUGCUGAACCGUAUUGACUGGGCUGCUGCGGUUGAUGAUGAUGAUGAUGCUGAUGAGGAAUCAGACAAGCCUGUGAAUAGCUGUGCAUUGGUCUGGCAGGGGAGUGUGGCAAAACCCUGCUUUACCAGGUUCAGUGUACACAAUUGCCGUAGUGAGGCUGCUGCCAAGAAGGUGUUUGCAGAUGCUUCAGUUCCACACUACUGGGACCUGGCUGUCAAUUUCUCAGAAGAUUCAUCUUGAGCUGAGCUUCUGUUCAGAACAUGGAGGCGCCUGCUGUUGAAACCCCUGCCUAGGGAUUACGAUGUUCAAUUCUCAUGCAGUAAGUGAUGAGUAGUAGCUAAUUUCUCACCGUGGGUAAGUGUCCUCUUCAAGUUACGUACAAGCCUUAUUACUUGCUCUGGAAGCAUUUGUGGACUGAGUAAUACUUCGUACUGUCAUGAACAUACCCUUGUAAGGGACUGCUGAUCUUUUCGUUGCGGGAUUUACUCAUGUGAGCUAGAAACUGAAUGCAUGGAGGAACUGUUGAAAUUUUUGCAGUAUAAGCUUCCAACUAUAUCUGGACUGCUCAGGCCUUGAAUAUUGUUAUGGGAAUUGUGUUAAUGAAAGUAUGUAUGCAUUUUCGUAGGGUUGCAGUGCUCUUGAGACGGAUUUCAUAUUUUCAUUUCAAUCCAACAAUAUUUGACCGA